Molecule: messenger RNA, 2715 nt
Organism: Symbiodinium natans
Lineage: Eukaryota; Dinophyceae; Suessiales; Symbiodiniaceae
Source: the annotation of a GenBank genome assembly
AUGGCUGCUGCAGGCCUCGGCGCCCUCACUGUGGCCCAGCGAGCGGAGGAGCUCUCCGCCGGCCCAGAGAAGACCGAGCUCACAGAGGUGCUGGUGGACGAUUGGAGGGUGGUCACAUGCCGUGCGGCCACCUCCGCCACAGCUUUUGCCGCAUCAGGUCCCACCAUCUCACGAGCAGCGCCCAAUGCUGUGGCGGCAAAGCGCGCGGUAGAAGUUGCUAAGGAGUCCGCGAACGCUGAGUACAACAAGCAGAACUACGGCCCUGCCGUGGAAGGCUACACCCAGGCAACUGCCUCGGAUCCUUGUCUCGCGGACGUGGCCGCCAUCUUCAGCAACUUGGCGCACUGCAGGCUGUGCUUGGGCCAGCCACACUGUGCCCUUGCCGCAGCCGUCUCCUGCCUCCGGCUCAGGCCUUCCUGGACAGUGGCUGUGAAGGCCGCACGCCGACUGGCCGCUGCGCUUGCCAGCACAGGGGAGCUUGACGCGGCACGACGAGUGGCCAAUGCGUUUGACAGCGCCACGGUCGAUGACGUGCCGGAAGCCGUCCGGAAGCAAUGCGCAGACGUGGUCGGCAAGCUGGACCGGCAUGUUGAGGCCCUCGCCCAGCUGGAGAAGGGAGGCCCGGGCGGCGACGAAGGCCUCGGCGACCAGCUGCCGGGCAGCGAGUGGUGCGCCCCGGCUUUGGAGGCCAGUGCAGGCCGGCUGCGCGUGGCGAGCCCCUUGCUGCGAGGGAGCUUGCUCUUGCUGGUGAGACCCUUGGGUGGCCUGGCGCAGGGGAUGCAUGGGUGGAGCACCGGAGAAAGAGCGAGAGCCCAGAUCUGCUCAGAUGGGGCAAGCCUACAUGACAGGCUAUACCACAUCUGCAACACCGACCUUGCAGCCAAAGAAGUUGCACGUCUACUUAGGGCCAACAUCGUCCCAACCAUCACCCAUCCCCAGGCGCUGCUCCUCUGCAGCCCCCGGGCGCAGCUCCUGCCUCUCCUGGGCCAGCGCUCGGACUCGUUUUUCCGAAGCUUCGCCACCUCAACUCCCAGCCUCUUGGGUGGCCUCCUGGAGGAGCACCGCGUGGCCUUGCCGAGCCCCUUGGAGUCCUGCGGCCUUUUUCCCGCGCUGGCGCUGAUCCCCGAAGCCGACUCCGAGGCGGCCAACUGCGAGAUACGCGUUCAGGCUGGGGAGGCCCUGGCAGUGCUGGCAACUGAAGAUCUGAAGCCGGGCCAAGACCUGCGUCUGUUCCGCAUGGACAAAAAUGGGCGGAGGGAGGAGGCGACUCCACACUAUCUCUGCCAGAAGCGGUGCAAGGAGGCUCAAGCGGCCCUCGAGGACGCGGCGCGACGCAUGAUGACUUCCACCAAGGAGGAAGUGGAUGCGCUCACGUCGCAGUACGCCGAUGGCCUCCGCGACUUCCAGGCCAAGCUGCGAUAUCACAGUGAGCUCCGGAGUUUGGAGGCUUUGAGCAACCAGGCGCAUCUGCGACGCGCAUCCAGCGGAUUUGUUGACGCCGUCAGUCGAGAGAACUGCUUCGCAGUCCUCCGCCACGCGGCGGACUCCCGUCCAGACCCCGGAAGGUCUGCCCCGUCCUUCGGCCGGCCGCUCCGCAAAAACUCGCUGGACGCUGCUCAGAGGCACAAGGACCAAUGCGCUGGGACCACGAAGUGGCAAGGUCCUGUGCCGCGGCAGCUCACGGUCAAGAAGGAUGUUCUGGAAGAGCUGGAGCCAACAGAGGCGGAACAGACUGAGAGCCAAAGCCAAGCAGCCGCGGACUCCGAUGAUGAGUUGUUGCUGUCUACCGCUGCGGACCUCAGUGAGGAGAACGACCGCAGCGCGAUGGCACUUUCCCCGAGCUCCAGGACCCACCGAGGAAACAACGGACGCCGGAGCCGCCUGCGCACGCGCAGCGAUGUGCAGGAGGUGAUCCGCUUCAUGGAGGGAGAGGAGGAGGACAUGGGCUCCCCAUCCGCCAAGACGGAGACGGAGGCCCCGGCGGCAAAUACGACCUGCUGGGACAGUCUCGACCCCCGCUUGCUCCCUGUCAUCCUCACGGUGUCCUUGCUCGGUGAGAAUGGCAUGGGCGAUCUCAACGCUCUGCGUGCUGGAGCGGCCAUGCCAUUUGUGCUGGCGUUCGGUCUCAUGGCCUUCGCCAGCCAAGUGGACCCCGGCAUGGUUGCGGACGGGUGUCCGGACCGCGCCAUCGAGCGGUCCUACAAGUCGUCACAGUUCCCGCGCCGCAUACGCAGAUACGACCAUUUCUGCAGGUGGCUGCUCAACGGCAUCGGUUUGUACAACCACCGCGAGUUUUUUCUCCUGCUGAUGGUCUUCACUGUGAUGGUGACGGGAAGCUUGAUCGUGGACGUCUACCUCCUCGCCGCUUUCUUUCGCCCCGAACACUGGGUCGUGGAGUGCUUGCUGGCUGCCCAUCUGACCUAUGUUGUGGUAUUUGCGUAUGGUCUGCUCCCGAUUGUGCGCCUACACGUGGCCUUCGUUUCGAGGAAUGAGCUGGCAAAUGAAUGGAAGGACGACCUAAACUACGUUGUGGACGAUUUGGAGGCGGGCACCUCGAAGUGGGUGGGAGAGCUGGACAUCGAAGAAUUCAACGACAAGUUCGACACAUUCCGCUAUGAUCCCACGCGAAAUCGCUGGGACAAGGGCUGGCACAUGAACUGCUACUUGUUCUGGUGUGUCCCAAGAUGGGAAAAGCAUCAGAUGGGAGAGUUUUAA